AAGAAAGCCAAAAGAAAACGACUAGCCAAGUAUAUGCCAGAAUACAGGGAAAAAUAAGGACAUUCUUGUGGGGAGACCAUAGUUUACGGUUGAAAGGCAGUUAAACAUAUCAAUGCAGAUGGCAAUCAGUACAGAUACUGAAACUGAGAUAGGAUGGACAGAAACCAUUUAAAAAGGCUGCUCAGAUGAUGGAACAAUUCAGUUCCAUCUUUGACUUCACUGACAGACCGGACAAUAUCCCUCCGGCCAGCUGCAUUUCAUAGCAGCCAGGGCAAAGAAAACAACAACAGAAGGUCUGUUGGAGCUGUUUGCACCCUACUUUUGCUGGGGCUGUAAUGAGAGCCAUGCCCGUAAAUGCCCACUUGCCCUCCUUCCUCUUGGCACUUCUGCUCUGUGCCUAUGUCUGCCAUUCUCCUGCAUCAGCUGCCACACUCCACUUCAAGGAAGGGGAAAGUUGCUACAAACCAAUGCCACACAGGAUUCAAGGAGUUAGAACUUACCCUCGUCCACAUGAAUACCUGAAGAUGUCAGAAAUCCCCAAGAGGUGGGACUGGCGAAAUGUGAACGGCAUCAAUUAUGCAAGCCCUACUCGGAACCAGGGCGUCCCACAGUUCUGCGGAUCUUGCUGGGCUCACGGCAGCACCAGCGCCCUGGCCGACCGCAUCAAUAUCAAGAGAAAAGGGGCCUGGCCUUCUACUUUUCUCUCCGUUCAGCAUGUUGUGGAUUGUUCCGGUGGUGGGAGCUGCAAAGGUGGAAAUGACGUUUAUGUGUGGUUAUAUGCCUAUCUCCAUGGCAUCCCGGAUGAGACCUGCAGCAAUUAUGUAGCUAAGGAUCAAGAUUGCAAAAAGUUUACAGCGUGUGGAACAUGUGUUAUUUUCGACAAAUGUUAUGUGGUAAAGAACUACACCCUCUGGAAAGUGGGGGAUUUUGGAUCUAUCAGUGGGAGAGAGGAUAUGAUGAGAGAAAUCUACAAAAAUGGACCAAUCAGCUGUACAAUUAUGCAGACUCCAAAGCUGGAUGAAUACAAAGGAGGCAUUUUUACUGAAUACAAUAUGACAGCAAGGGCAAACCACCUUGUCAGUGUUUCUGGCUGGGGAGUAGAAGAUGGAAUCGAAUACUGGAUUGUCCGCAACUCUUGGGGCGAGCCCUGGGGGGAACGUGGCUGGUUUAGAAUUGUGACGAGUGCAUAUAAAAAUGGAAAAGGUAAUGCCUUCAACUUGGGUAUAGAAGACGACUGCAGCUAUGGAGACCCUAUCAUACCUUGAAUCUGCAUUUGACCUGUUUUUGCAUGCCUGUCUUCUGGAAGAAAUCCCACAGAAUAUUUUCUUUCUUUCCUUAAACAAGUAGGGUUAGCUUUUCAGCUGUGCAAAAUAGCAAUACUAUAAUAGCCUUGAUUCAUAUGUUUGUUUAGUUACCUUUUCUAUUCAAACCUUCCCAUAACAUUCACCCAAAGGAGCAGGAAAGGUCAGGGGUGGGGAGAGGAGACUGUAUCAUGUGUGGCAUGCCAUGCAAUGUUCUAUUUAUAUGUCUCAUUUUUGGGCAGAGUUUGAGAGCCUAAGAAUGAAAGAGAGGUGAAGUACACAAUUAUUUACUAAAUUUCCUCCUCUUCAAUCUUUUUCCUAUAUGCUUUCCAAAUAUAAUUCUUUUGCAUUUCA
This is a messenger RNA of Anolis sagrei ordinatus, 1655 nucleotides long. The record is from RefSeq and is a predicted model, not a curated record. NCBI's taxonomy places the organism in Eukaryota, Metazoa, Chordata, Lepidosauria, Squamata, Anolidae.